Stomoxys calcitrans (stable fly) is the source of this 684-nucleotide messenger RNA. RefSeq lists its product as uncharacterized. Lineage: Eukaryota; Metazoa; Arthropoda; Insecta; Diptera; Muscidae. Gene Ontology annotation, molecular function: serine-type endopeptidase inhibitor activity; protein binding. Bases 52 to 597 code for a protein of 181 amino acids. The transcript has 3 exons. The record is from RefSeq and is a predicted model, not a curated record.
CAGAUGCAUUAUAAGCAACAUCGAUUCCUCUUCGAGCAAUAAAAUACUACAAUGAACUCUCAUCGAUCAGCACGCGCUGCUAGAGCUAUUAAUUUGGAAUUUUUUAAAUCUCCAUUGUGUCUGCUAAUUGGCAUUAGCUGCAUUGUUUGUUUGACCAACCAACAACAGUUUCCCUUUCCCGGCUCAUUUCCCACAUUUCUACAAUCUAGGCUCAAUCCGAGUCUAGCAAAAAACAGUCGAUGGCUACCGCCGGGACAACAAUUGGUUUUUAGCAGAAAUGAAGACAAUGUAGAGCGCGCUGGAUCGGAAACGACUGCCAGCCCCAUGGGUACUACUUCGAAUCCUGUGUUCGUCAAUAAUGUUCCGGUCAUUCCAACUCUGGCACCAUUUUUACCCACAGUCACAACUGCAUCACCUCAACACUUGGAGUGUAUUCGUCAAUGCCCCACCACAUCUGAAUAUAAUCCAAUAUGUGCUAGUAAUAGGCAAAUGUAUGGCAAUGAGCAAAAGUUCAAUUGUGCAAGAAAUUGUGGAGCAGAUAUUCAAAUUGUGCGCAGAGGCAGUUGUGAGGGUCUGGUUCAAAUGACUAAAGGUUGAUGAGGUUGUUCUACCAUACUAACAUUUAAGAUUAUUUAUUUCUUUUUUGUUAUAAUUUUAAAGCCAAUAAAACUCUCAAAUAUUUAA